Amblyraja radiata (thorny skate) is the source of this 1483-nucleotide messenger RNA. RefSeq lists its product as uncharacterized. Gene Ontology annotation, molecular function: titin binding; protein phosphatase inhibitor activity; protein-macromolecule adaptor activity. Gene Ontology annotation, biological process: skeletal muscle thin filament assembly; sarcomerogenesis; detection of muscle stretch. NCBI's taxonomy places the organism in Eukaryota, Metazoa, Chordata, Chondrichthyes, Rajiformes, Rajidae. The record is from RefSeq and is a predicted model, not a curated record. Bases 304 to 1332 code for a protein of 342 amino acids. The transcript is spliced from 5 exons. Gene Ontology annotation, cellular component: Z disc.
UUGCGGCUCCCGCGGCGGCCGCGGAUCAGCGUCCAAUCCCCGCCGCUCCGCUAAUCCGCCUCCCGGCAUGACCGCGCCGCGGGAUCCGCUCCUUCCCCGCAGUCUGCUCAUUACCGAGCGCUGCCCCGCACCGACCCGACCCAACCUACUGCUGCCGCGGAGACAGCUCGCAUUCUCAGCUCUCGGUGCAAGAGCAGCAGACACCGGGAGUGGGGACAGAGAGGUCGGGAACCGCGACUGGGACCGAGGGAAGUCCGGGACCGAGACCGGGAUAGAACAGCGGUAGAACUGCGAGAGCGGGACAUGGAACCCAAAGGCAGGAGGCGGAUCAAAUUCUCGGUCCCGGCCGCGAGCGACAGUCCGAGCGCCAGCGCAGGGGAGCGGAUCCGAAGACGGAGGCCGACUCCGGCCGCGUUGAUGCGAUUCCAGGACCAUCCGUCCACAGCUGCUGAGGACGUUGGGCAUAGCCCAGAUGAAGCUGGUUCCCCAGGUUUGCCAGCAGGUUUGGGGCAGUACUUCUGUGGUGCCCCCCAGCCGGACCCCGAGGAUCAGAGACCGAACUCGACUCCCGGGCCCCGGCCGCGCCCCGAACUAGCGGCAGCGGCUGCGGCAGCGGGUAGUAGCGCCGGGCCGUGUGUCUGGCACCGGCGGGCGAGUGCUGACAGUUGGAAUGCGACGGGAACGUCACCAAUUCCACAGCGAGUUCCCAGCGUGGGUUUAACCGGUGAUAACAGCGCCCAGAAUAGCGGCGGCGAGGUACUUAAAGGAGAGGCGAGCGGGCAGCGCUCAGACCGGACACCGAGACUGACCGAGCGGACACGGGUAUCUGUGGGAAACAAGAUGAAACUUUUGCCAGAAGCCACUCUCAUCGCCUCGGUUAGAGAGGAGGACCAGCGGCGGAGGGAGUUUUACGCGGCAGAAUGGGACGACCUGAUCCUGAAAACGCGGCCCCACGACCGGUGGUCUGCGGCGGAGCGGAGCGGCUGCCGGGGGGAGAGCUAUGCGAGGAAGGGGCAGGUGAGCUACCUGCUACAACGCGGCCCGGACCUGCGGCUCCGGGCGGGACUCCUUGGCCGUGAGCUGACCGAGUAUCACCUGCCGCUGCCCAUCUUCACACCGGCGCAGGUCGGCGGCGGCACCGAGCGGCCAGAGGCGGAGCGGGAGUGGGAGCGGUCGCGGAGCCCGAGCGGCGUCUGUGCCGACAAGAAGGAGAUCUCGGCGAUCACCAGAGACUUGCCGCCACUCAUGCAGCCCGCGUCCUUGGGCAAGAAGCCGGACAUGGCCCGCAGGUCCCUGUCACGCUCCAUGUCACAGGAAGCGCAGCGGGGCUGAGCUGCCCGGGUCUAUCCCCGGCGGACGGUGCAAGGAACCGGCAUGUGUUGGGCGGGCGGGCGGGGGCAGGUUGGCAGCGGGGCGGCGGAGACGGAUUUGGAAGCGGGGAGAGAGGCGCGGGGGUGACGGGCGGACGGGCGGGCGGGAGCGG